GGGGGGGGGAUGUGAAUGGCGCUGGGGGUGCUCGGCGGGAGCGACAUGGAGUGGGAGAAGCUGCCGCGGAGGCCCGGGGAGGGCGAAGGGGAGGCGGCGGGGCCCUGGCCGGGCUGCGGGCGGCCGCGGCCCUCCUCGUACCGGGCGCUGCGCAGCGCCGUCUCCACCCUGGCGCGGAUCGACGACUUCUACUGCGAGAAGAUCGGGGCCGGCUUCUUCUCCGAGGUGUUCAAGGUGCGGCACCGCCAGUCGGGGCAGAUCAUGGUGCUGAAGAUGAACAAGCUGACCAGCAACCGGGGCAACAUGCUGCGAGAGGUGCAGCUGAUGAACCGCCUCUCGCACCCCAACAUCCUCAGGUUCAUGGGGGUGUGUGUGCACCAGGGACAGCUUCACGCGCUGACAGAGUACAUCAAUGGUGGGAACCUGGAGCAGCUGCUGGACAGCCCUGUGCCCCUCUCCUGGUCCAUGCGUGUCAAGCUGGCCCUCGACAUCGCCCGUGGCCUGCGCUACCUGCACUCCAAGGGCAUCUUCCACCGUGACCUCACCUCCAAGAACUGCCUGGUGCGCUGCGAGGCCAAUGGCUACACAGCUGUCGUGGGUGACUUCGGCUUGGCGGAGAAGAUCCCCAACUACAGCGAGGGCAGUGAGAAGGAACCGUUGGCUGUGGUGGGCUCCCCAUACUGGAUGGCGCCUGAGGUGCUGCGAGGGGAGAUCUACAACGAGAAGGCUGAUGUGUUCGCCUACGGCAUCAUCCUGUGCGAGACCAUCGCUCGUGUCCCCGCUGACCCCGACUACCUGCCCCGCACCGAGGAUUUUGGUCUGGACGUCACCGCUUUCCGCACCAUGGUGGGAAUCGACUGCCCGGCGGCGUUUCUCCAGCUCGCUUUCCACUGCUGCAGUAUGGAGCCCACCACCCGCCCCUCGUUCCUGGAAAUCACGCAGUGCCUGGAGGGCAUCCUGCAGCACCAGCCGGGCGCUGAGGGUGCCAGGGCCACCCUUUUCGGCGUCGGGGAGAGCCUGCCCACCCCUGGGAUGGCGGCCACGCUCAACGGGGUGGCCGGGAGGGCGGCCGGCCGUGCCGAGCAAUCGCCCCUGCGCGAGCUGGGGACGCAGCACCUGCAGCCGGACCAGCGCCUGUCCCGCAGCCAGUCCGACGUGUUCCCCCCCAAAUCGCCCGGCCUGCUGCGGCCGCCGGAGCCUUACGGCGGGGCCAGGACCAAGGAGGCGUCCCCCCGCGUCAACCCCUUCUCCCAGCGUGAGGACCUGAAGGGGGGGAAGAUCAAGCUCUUCGACACGCCGAGCAAGUCGGUCAUCUCACUCACCUUCGACCUGCCGCCCCCGGCCCCGCUCCAGCUCAGCACCCCCGUGACGCCCGAGCCCGCCGUGGAGGUGCAGUGUGACUUCUCGGCCCCUGCUGCUGCCCCCCGCAAGUGCCACUCGCUGCCCGCCUCCCCUGAGCUGCCCCACCGGGGGGGCCUGGCGCUGGGCGUGGGGUCCCCCCGUCCCACUGACAACCCCCAGCCCCCCCACACCCUCCUUCCUCCCCCAGUUCGGGGACGAGCCUCCCCCCUCAGCCCUGGGGCGGAGGAGCGGAUGGACUGUGGCCCUGACACCCCAGAGCCGCCACAGCCCCCGCAGCCGCCCCCCAACAGCAACUUUAUCCGCACGGCAUCCUCAGGCGCCCGACCCUGGCAGCCAGAGCCACGAGCCCUCAACGGGCUCCUCUUCAACAACAACCACGUGGUGGUCAGCAAACCCCUGGCUUGGGGCAGCGGGCUGGAGCACGGCUUCUCCGAGCUCAGCAUCCCCUGCGCCGCGACGCUGGAGCGGACGGAGCUCGUGGCCAUGCUGCCGGGGCACAGCUCCGGUGCUGUGCUGGAGCAGGAUGAGGUGCUGCCCUGCCCCGGCUGCUGCCUGGGUCCCUUUAGCUUCAGCUUCGCCUCCGUCUGCCACCGGCCGGCACCCAGCCCGCCCCGCUACCAGAACCUCAACUGCGAGGCCAAGAGCCUCCUCUGCCAUGACCGGGGCCGACACCAGAAAUCCCCGGGGCCAGUGCUGGCAGAGCCCAGCCUGAAGCUGCCGGAGGCACAGUCCUAGUGCUGGGGACCCCUGGGGAGCGGGGCUGCAUCCUGCCCCACCCCCAGACCCCUCCGCAGCCACAGCGCCGGGCAGCUGGAGGAGCCCGGCACGUCCCCACGGUCUGUCCUGGUUUGCUCCGUGCUUGGUGGCCACUGGUGUCCACGGUGCCCCGUGCCAUGGCCACCACGGUGCUGCCCAGGUGCUUGGGCACCCAUCCCACCAGGAUCGGCCUCGGGGGGGUCUGUGGGGAGCCCCGGGGGUGGGCUGGGUCCCUGCCGGGGACUGAAGUGCAAUAACACCCCCGCCCUGAGCGUGCACCCAGGCAGCUGGGCUGGUCCCCCAUAGGGCCCCAGGGACUCAAACCCUGGAUGCAGGACCCCCCUUCCCCCAGGGCUCAUCCCUCUGCAGGCUCUCAUAGAGGGGUGUGCAACGUGCUUGCUCCCCCGGGAGAACCAGCAGCCCCCCGCCACUUCCCAGGCCAGGGGGUGAGCAGGGCUGGGCUGGGGGCAGAAGGGUCAGUGUGUGUAUGUGUGUCUUGGGGCUGGGGGGAGCGUCCCCCGCGCUUGCCCCACAAGUGUGGGGAGUGCAGCCGGUCCCUGACGCGGGGGAAGGCGUGCGGGGGAUAGGGGGAGGUGUGUAGGGGAUUGGGAGAGGGGUGCAGCCCACGGACAGGGCAGUGCAUGGGGAGGAUUGCCAGCACUGGGGAUAUCCAUGCCCGCCCAAUGCCGAGGGCUGGGUGCUGAGCCAGCACGGCAUCCCGCGCCCCUCAAGUAGGGUGCUGGCAGAGGGGCCGGGUGCCAUCCUGGCAGUGGGGGAAGGAGCCGGUGGGCAUCAUGGCCAGGCUGCCCAGCCCCCGGCAAGGGUGGGAGCCGGCUUUCCUCCCUCCGGCACAGUGCACUGGUGAAUGCAGAACUCUUGUGUUUUUUAUUAUUAAUAAUAAUAAUUGCUAGUAAUAUAUACCCAGCUUAUUUAAAGUGUUCAAUAAAAACUGAAUGUCCCAGCAA
Tyto alba (common barn owl) is the source of this 3083-nucleotide messenger RNA. It is a transcript of the gene TESK1, whose product is annotated as testis associated actin remodelling kinase 1. Gene Ontology annotation, biological process: protein phosphorylation; positive regulation of stress fiber assembly; actin cytoskeleton organization. Gene Ontology annotation, cellular component: cytoplasm; nucleus. NCBI's taxonomy places the organism in Eukaryota, Metazoa, Chordata, Aves, Strigiformes, Tytonidae. The record is from RefSeq and is a predicted model, not a curated record. Gene Ontology annotation, molecular function: ATP binding; protein serine/threonine kinase activity.